Tachyglossus aculeatus (Australian echidna) is the source of this 1378-nucleotide messenger RNA. RefSeq names its product golgi membrane protein 1 (gene GOLM1). Lineage: Eukaryota; Metazoa; Chordata; Mammalia; Monotremata; Tachyglossidae. The coding region runs from base 97 to 1266 and encodes 389 amino acids. Gene Ontology annotation, cellular component: Golgi apparatus. The record is from RefSeq and is a predicted model, not a curated record. The transcript has 10 exons.
CCGCCCCCUCCACUCAGUCCGCGGGGAAGGCGAGCGAGAGGAGCAGCCCACGGCGGCCGUUGGGGCCCCGCGGAGAUUCCCUGAUCGGUUUCUGAGAUGAUGGGACUAGGGAACGGGCGUCGAGGGAUGAAAUCGCCGCCUCUCCUCGUAGCCGCCUUGGUGGCUUGUGUGAUCGUCCUGGGUUUCAACUACUGGAUCGCAAGUUCCCGCAGCUUGGACCUUCAGAGCCGUAUAAUGGACCUGGAAGGGCGAGUCCGCAGGGCAGCAGCAGAGAGGGGGGCUGUGGAGCUGAAAAAGAACGAAUUCCAAGGAGAACUAGAGAAGCAGCGCGAGCAGAUCGACAAAAUCCAGUCCACGCACAACUUUCAGAUGGAGAACGUCAACAGGCUGUACCGGGAUGAGAAGGCCAGUUUAAUGAACAAUAUCACGACCAGUGAGAGACUCAUCCAGAAUCUACAAGAACAUUUUAAAGACCUGCAGAAGAAUUACAGCAAAAUCCAGCAGGAGGUGCUUCAGUUUCAGAAGAAUCAGACCAACCUGGAGAGGAAAUUUUCCUAUGAUCUGAGCCAGUGCAUCAGCCAGAUGAAGGAGUUGAAGGAGCAGUGUGAAGAAAGAAUAGAAGAAGUGACCAAAAAAGGCGGUGAUGCUCCUGGGACCAAAGUCCCCAAGGAAAAAGAACAGCAAAAUAUUCAGUCAGAGCCCGGACCGCAUGAUCCCGUACUCCCGAAAGGAGAGAAGAGCCUGGGAAUUCCAGCCGAAGGAUCCCGGCCCUCAGUUCCCGGGACGGAGAAAGCCCCUGUCAUCAGGAGUCUGGGAGAUGGAGAAGGGACCCACAGCGUCCUGACCGUCAGCCGGGAGGGGAAUCAGGAGGCCCCUCUGCCCCUGGACCCUCAAGAGCUGGGCCGCGAGCAGGCCUCCUACAAAGAAGAGAAAAAUGGAGGGGAGCCAGGAGGCCUGGCCCCCGGGCUGCCCGACAAGGCUCCGGUGGGGCCGGAAAGUCCCGGAGACGAGGAGCCGGAGAGGGAGCAGCUCAUCAAUGAUGAAGGGCAGCAGGAUGGUGCCGGGGAAGGAUAUAAUCCACACAAGCGGGAAGCGGACGCAGACUACAACAUGGACGGAAACGAGGCUGAAUCCGAAACGGAAAAGCAGGCGGCUCUCGCCGACCCCGAAGACGCGGGCAAAGAUCCAAACCCUGAAGAUCAGAACAGAGACAACACAGACAAUAACUUAUUUGACCUCCAUGACAAAGAAAAUCCCACCCUGUGAAUCAGACCUGAACUGACCCACCACCAGAAAAGAUCCAUGAGAACUGGAAUGUUGGCAAUUAAGGCCACUGACUUCUAGCUACAGGAAGGUCCCCCCCCCCCCCAAAAAAAAA